This is a messenger RNA of Clunio marinus, 198 nucleotides long. NCBI's taxonomy places the organism in Eukaryota, Metazoa, Arthropoda, Insecta, Diptera, Chironomidae. The record is from the annotation of a GenBank genome assembly.
AUGGUCAGACAACGAAAGGAUCUUUACGCUACACCUUUAAAAUUGCUGCUAUGUCGUCAUCACAUCAGUUUCUUUUUGUUUGCAGUACACAUUGUGAUCGGUCUUGUUCUCUCACAUGAAGAAAGCUUUACAAGUUCCUCGAGAAGAGUUUUCAAUAAAUAUUUUGUGUUUUCAAAAAUAGAAUUGAUGAAAGAUUAA